AUCGCAUCUCUUCUCUCUCUCUCUCUAUUAGGGUUCCUUCGCACUUAAGUUUCAUCCCUGUGUGCUCUCUGCUGCAACCUUAUGCUUUGCUUUAUACUCGAUGGGCUAUUUCGGUUGAUAUUUGCUCUCUCCCGAAAACUGCAGUUGAUUAGAAAAUGUCAGAAGAGGUAGAGUAUCGCUGCUUCAUUGGUGGCCUUUCCUGGUCAACGUCUGACCGUGGCCUUAGGGAUGCCUUUGAAAAGUUUGGCCACCUUCUUGAGGCCAAGGUGGUUGUUGACAAGUUUUCUGGGCGCUCCCGUGGUUUUGGGUUUGUCACAUUUGAUGAGAAAAAAGCUAUGGAUGAAGCCAUUGCAGCGAUGAACGGCAUGGAUUUAGAUGGCCGAAGUAUAACUGUUGACAGAGCCCAGCCACACCAGGGAGGGUCAGGCAGGGAUCAUGAUGGUCGCGACCGCGACCGCGACCGCGACCGCGACCGCGACCGCGACCGCGACCGCGACCGUGGCCGUUCUUUUGGUGGUGGGCGUGGUUCUGGUGGUGGAGGAGAGUGCUUUAAAUGUGGAAAGCCAGGACAUUUCGCAAGGGAGUGUCCUUCUGAAGCAAGUAGAAGUGGGGAAAGAUAUGGUGCAAGGGAUGACAGACAUGGUCGUUAUGGUCCUGAUCGUAGUGGAGACCGUUCUGGGGGGCGUAACAAAGACGGUGGCAAUCGUGGAGGUCCUGGAGGUGAUAGGUACAAUCGUGGCCCAUACGAGCGUCCCAGAACCGGUGGAUAAUCAAAGCUUAUCGGUGAUGAUGAUGUAUACACUGCCUGUCCGAAGGCUCUUGCUUUUUAUCAUUUCUUUGAUUAUGAACUAGUAGAUGAUGAUGAUGAUGCUACCAUUGUAUUGUUGUUUUAAAGUAUCUGUGGCUUUGGUUUGGUGUUUCUGCUGUUUCUCGAUCAUUAUAUAUGACAGACAUCGUUAACUGGGUAGUGGAUGGUCCCAAGAUAGAGCUGUUUUUUUUUUA
This is a messenger RNA of Tarenaya hassleriana, 1002 nucleotides long. Its product is annotated as glycine-rich RNA-binding protein RZ1A-like. Bases 156 to 770 code for a protein of 204 amino acids. The record is from RefSeq and is a predicted model, not a curated record. NCBI's taxonomy places the organism in Eukaryota, Viridiplantae, Streptophyta, Magnoliopsida, Brassicales, Cleomaceae. Gene Ontology annotation, molecular function: RNA binding; zinc ion binding. The transcript has 3 exons.